Messenger RNA from Sipha flava (yellow sugarcane aphid), 427 nucleotides. RefSeq lists its product as uncharacterized. The record is from RefSeq and is a predicted model, not a curated record. NCBI's taxonomy places the organism in Eukaryota, Metazoa, Arthropoda, Insecta, Hemiptera, Aphididae. The transcript is spliced from 2 exons. Bases 50 to 427 code for a protein of 125 amino acids.
UGACCGCAACUAGGAUAUUACCUACAAUUCGCGUGACCACAAUUGUUCUAUGUCCUUAUCUCAAAAAUCGUCUCUCACCGCAACUCGGAUGCAGCCAAAAAUUCAAGGGAAGUAUAGUUUCAGAAAUGUUCAAGGUUCCACUUGUGCUCCGGGGUCCCAGGGCACUACCCCGCUUCGUCCAAUGAUAGCUACGCCACGGCUUCCACUGUCGAACAACUUAAAUGCGAGGAAAUCCCCUUGUAUUUCAAAUGAAAUUUUAUUUCCAAAACAUGUUUCCAUAAUAUUUAGUGAGUAUGGUAACUUAAAGUUUUUAAAACCUAUGAAAGUUUCUAGGCUACAAUUUCUGGUAAACAUUGAUUUGCGGAACGGAAAAAGGGAUUUAUGGUUAGCUGACAUUUAUAAUUCUUAUCGUGUACCCAAACUCUAA